UGAUGGUGAUGAAGAGGAUCUCAGUCCCUCCUCCGUCUCCCUUCUUCUUUUAUUUAUUCAUCAAUUCCUUGGCUGCUGAAGCAGUUGAAGCUUUUUCUUGCCGUCAGAUGUUGAGAUGAAAUUUCAGCCGACGCUGCCGACUGAGGUUGAACUUUGAGAAUUCUACAAACUAAAUUCCAGACAUCCAUCACCACCGGAAUGCAAACGUCAACAAAUGUUCCUAAAUUUCAGAAGGAUUUUGUCCAAUCGGAAUGCCCGAUUCCAGAGGAGGCGGGCUUUGAAGAUGUCCUUGACAACACAGAUCCCAAUGCCAACUGGGGGACCGAGCCUAAUUUCAAUCUCAACCUAAAUCGGACUUCACCCAGCAACCCCCGGCCGGCCUCAGAGACCUCAGGGCAGCAUGGAGAGAACCAAAAGGCCAACGGGAAUAAAGAUGGUGGUAAACCUGGAGCGAAGGGGGCAGUUACUACGGAAACUACCUUGACAACCACAAUUGCAGCUUUGUGUCAUUCACCAACAGCCGAGGCGUCACCAAAUAACAGAGGCGAUCAAAGGCUGAAAUUAUCAAACCCAAAACAUACCCCAACAUUCAGCCCUAAGGCACCGAGUCCAAAACCCGACCGGGUGGAUCCCCUGGUUGCUUCUAGCCCCAGAAUGACCGAACGAGUCCAAACACAGAUGCUAGGGACAGAAUCUACAAGCAUCUCAAGCUCGAUACCACAAAUAGCACUGACAACGGAAAUGGCAACAAAGACUACAAGCAAAAUAACUGUGAGCCUAAAAAUGCGAAGGAAUCGUGGAGAAGAUGGUGGAAAAGGAAUUAGCACAGAGACACCGUCACCAAACAUGCUACACCCUCCCAUAAGCCCCAAAGUCCACAAUGAGAAAGGGGAUCCUUGUGUUAUCAGUCCAGGACCGGCCAGUCGAACCCCAACAAUAACAACCAAAACCCGAAUACCAGAUCCAGAAAGCACGACGACCAAAACCAAGUCAGGUCAACAAGCUGGCAACGACUCUAGAACUUCCAGUUCACAAAAUGAAAGGGUCGAAUCAACAACGCGAAGCACCAAGACCCUUCAAAUAAGUUCUGUUAGUCCCAAACCAUCCAAGCAGAGAGAAGCUACUGGGACCAGAAACAGCAACACAUCACGGUCCAAGGAGAAUCUUGACAUUGAAGACUCAAGUGCCGGGUCUGGGUCCAAAACUAGUCUGGAUUCUAAAGCUAGCGCCAGUGCUAAAUCCACAAUGGGAUCCAGAGAUAGUUUGGAUUCUAAAAGUGGUUCUGCUUCAAAAAUCAGUUUGGGAUCAAAGGACAGUUUAUACUCUAAAACUGGGUCAAUUUCUAAAACCAGUCCGAACUCCAAGUCCAGGAUGGGUUCCAGAGAUAGCCUUGAUUCCAAAACUGCUUCUGAAAUCAAAACAAGUUCUGGAUCUAAAAUGGUUGUGGGUUCCAAAUCAAUCAAAAUGUCAAAGGAUGCCCCGUCUCCUAAAGCUCAGACUCCUUCAGACUCUAAAGUCAGUUUCAAACCUGGUUCUGAGUUGAAUCUAAUCUCUAGUGUUGAUACUGUUUCCAGUUCUAAACCUGCUCUGAUGACCUCUGGCUCAAAGAUGGAGCUUUUCAGAUCUAUAUCCCCAUCUUCCUCUAGAUCUGUUCUGUCUGGGUCCAAAGACGACAACCUCAAAACUACACCCAGUCCAGAUCCUAAAGCUGGAUCAGAGUCUUCCCAGGCGUGGGCAGAUGUUUCUUCUUCAUCCUUGAUGCUUUCUCCGAGACCUGGUUCAGAAAGCAGGAGGCCUGGCUCUGGUCCCGGCUCUGGUCCUGGCUCUGUUCCUGGCUCUGGUCCUGGUACAAGUCUUGGGCCUAAUCUAGUGGGAUCAAGCAGGGAGGUCCAGAAGAGUCCUGGUUCUGUUCCAAGUCCUGAUGUGAUUUCAGGUGCGCUGACUCCUGUGGCCUCCUCCUGCCCCAAAACUAGAACCACUGUUGCCUUGACAACGAGAGGGGGAUCCGCAUCAGAGGCUGCUGUUCAAGUCAAUCCCAUCAGCACCAGCGCCAGUCUCACCAUUGACUCACCAGAUGAAACGAGUGCUGCCGUUGAGGAGGAACCUUUGAAACUGCUGGAGACCAAAGUGACAGCUGCAGGAGGACUGGUGGCCUCCCUGGGGGGUGUUCGAAGGGCAGGUGUAACUGGCAAUGCAGCGCUGUCGCCAGCAGAUACCAGAAGCAUAUUAGGCACCCCAUCAAGUAAACCCCGUCACCAGGGAGAUGCAAAUGCCAUCACCGCUGGCAGCAACAUCCCAUCGUCAAGGGCAACAGUAGUAGAGGGUAAGAGAGAGUGCAAGACGAAGCAGGAGAGGGGGAGCCAGAAAGAUCAUCUGGAAAGUUCUUCUUCACCCAUCCAUCCUUUUUCUCCUCCUCCUCCUCAUUCAACAAGCUCCAAGAGGGUCAGGGAGACAGCGACUAUGACUGACCCCAGUGAGAAGCUCCAACUGCAGGCAGGGGAGCAGAGGGAUGUGGGCGUACAGGUGGAGGUGGAGGUAGUCAAACACUCAGCUUCCACAAGCCCAGACCUCCACAGGGAGGCUGCCACCUCCUCCCUGAUUGGCUCCCCCAGCUGUCAAUCAGGCAGUUUGGCCUCACAAAUGGUCCCAUCAUUAUGCUGCAUCCCUGCCGGUCAACCGCCCUUCCAGCAUGUCUGCAAGAUCCACAUCGAGCUGCGCAGCCAAUCAGUGCUUCCUUCUGUUGUGACUGACAAGGCUAGUUCCCUCCCUGCCAGUCCGCGUACGUACAGCUUCCAGCAGAGCCCCGGACUCAUGUCAGUGCUCGGACUCAGACAAAACCAAGACCGAGAUGUUAGUGCUGAGAGAUCAUUGGAGGAAGAGGAGGAGAAGGUGGACGACAAAGGAGCAAGAGAGCAAGAAGAAGAGGAGGAUGAGGACAGGGAUGAAGAGGAAAGAGAAGAGAUGGUGAAGCCACAGAAGGUGGUGUGGGAUGAGCAGGGGAUGACGUGGGAGGUGUACGGGGCCUCAGUGGACCUGGAGUCCCUGGGCACAGCGAUCCAGUUGCACCUGGAGUCCAAGAUUCGGGAGCAGGAGAAACACAUCAGUACUCUGAGGAAGUCCAUCUGCUCUGACAGCAGCCUCAGAGGAGAUAAGAUGAAGAAAAGGAGGAAGAAGGGAGGAGGGAUUCUGGGAUGUUGUAGGAAGAAACCUGCUGUGGCAGACUGAGUCCAGAAAGUUCAAACUCACACUCAUUUAAAAACACACGUUGAUAAAGGAGACGUCGACACGGUAUCCACACAACACACGUUUACUGCUGUACCAUGUUUCCUCUGUUAGGAAUCAGUUUGUUCUGCAUGUUCCACUUUACUGACACAUACAUGACACAUGUCAAACACAUGUUAUGAUUUAUGCUAAUAUAUUUUACUCUUUUGUUUGUUUGGAGCUGAAGCUAAAGCAUUUACUUGAACUGUGGAUAAAGUCGCGCUACCUGUGUCCUAAUUCAGGGGCCUCGUCCUUCGUAGGCCAUGUGGACCUCAAGGGCCGAACCCCUGUCGAAGCAUUAGCUACUUUGAGCCACUGCACUUAGCUAGCUGCCAUCGCUAACUUACCAAGUUAUUAUUCAAACAACGAGUGUCGUCGUACACUUAAAUGUUCCGAAGAUUCUGUUUCCUCUUUGAUGUUUUCCGCCAUAUUCUCUCUUUGAAAAGCGAAGUGUAGGUCAUAAACCCUUCCUCCUCCAUGUUAAUAGAUGGGACAUGGACCAAACUAAACAAAGUAGAUGUUAAAUACAUUUUGUGGUCUUUUGGAGUCGAUCCCUGAAUUGCGACACUUCUCAGGUCUGAACUAUUUUUAUCUGACUCCGAGUCUGAUUGGUCCUCGGUCUCGGGGGUGGAAGAUGUUGACGUGCAGCAGAGAGGACAGAAGCUCUCUGCUCUUUCUUGCUGCUAAAUAUUUCAUCCACUUCCCUUUUUUACAAAAUGCAGCACAAAGCACUCAAGCAGUCGCUCACCCAGAAAUCCACCAGUGCAAAUAUCUCAGAGGGCACCUAACCCCUUCCUUCCCUUCACUUUCAUAUCCUUUCCUUUAACUUUCCUUUUUUCAUUCCUGAGCUUUACUAAUGUGAUACGUUGAGUUUUACAUUUGGCUUCAUGACAUUUAAUUUGAUCUGACAUACAUGUACUUUUCUGUGUAUCCCGUCAUCACGAGGCUCCAGUUGGAACACGCGUGUCCUACUUACUCCAUUAAACAUAUGAACUUUCAGUUUAUCUCCCAUCCUCCAUUUUCUCCUCUCACUCUUUACCUUCCUCAUCUCACGUUCUCUCUCUGUGACCUCUUCUUCAUCACCUCUGUCCUCUUUUACUCCUCCUCUGGUGGAGUUGUGUGUUGAUGCAGAUUUCCUCUCUGAAUUAUUCAGUUACAUUAAAGUCACACUGUUAACAACA
Molecule: messenger RNA, 4442 nt
Organism: Hippoglossus stenolepis (Pacific halibut)
Lineage: Eukaryota; Metazoa; Chordata; Actinopteri; Pleuronectiformes; Pleuronectidae
Product: mucin-19
Exons: 3
Coding region: 199-3225 (1008 amino acids)
Biological process (GO): neuron projection development
Cellular component (GO): plasma membrane
Source: RefSeq, a predicted model, not a curated record